Dracunculus medinensis (Guinea worm) is the source of this 327-nucleotide messenger RNA. NCBI's taxonomy places the organism in Eukaryota, Metazoa, Nematoda, Chromadorea, Rhabditida, Dracunculidae. The record is from the annotation of a GenBank genome assembly.
ACUCGGUUGGAAUUUUACAAGCAGAUAGUUUUAUCUGGUGGGACAACGAUGUACCCUGGGUUACCAAGUCGUUUAGAAAGAGAAUUGAAACAAUUAUAUUUGGAAAGAGUAUUGAAAGGGAAUACUGAAUCGUUCAAAAAAGUCAAAAUUCGAAUUGAGGCCCCACCUCGUCGUAAACACAUUGUUUUCUUAGGAGGCGCAGUUCUUGCACAGUUAAUGCGUGAUCGAGAUGUAAACUUUUUAAUUUUUUUUAAAAUUUUCUUGCUGUUUAGUCUAUAUAUUAAGCAAUUUUUUAUAGGAUUUCUGGAUAUCAAAGCAAAGUUAUGA